Messenger RNA from Cucumis melo (muskmelon), 1477 nucleotides. RefSeq lists its product as uncharacterized. The record is from RefSeq and is a predicted model, not a curated record. The transcript is spliced from 2 exons. Bases 225 to 1214 code for a protein of 329 amino acids. Gene Ontology annotation, molecular function: nucleic acid binding; zinc ion binding. NCBI's taxonomy places the organism in Eukaryota, Viridiplantae, Streptophyta, Magnoliopsida, Cucurbitales, Cucurbitaceae.
UAAUGGAAAACUUAGGAUUAGGUUUUCAUAAAUCCUUUCUUUUUCUUUCCUUUUCUACUAUUCCACUAUUUCCUCGAUCCUUCCCUAAAUAUCACCGUCACCCUCGGCCGUCUUCACAACACCAUGGAGGAGGACACUCAUCGACCACGCCUUUUGCGGCUGUCGAUAGCUCAGCAGCCGUCGAGUUCAUGAUCCGGCGCUGAAGGUGAAAAUUUAUUUAUUAAAUGCCUUUUGUUUCAACUUUCUUCAAUUUCCUAUUUUCUUAUUUAAAAGAUCCUAGCGACCCGACCCGAACCAACCAGAUUCGGGUUCAUAUAAAAUCCUCCCCUCCUCCAUAUUUCUCAUUCCAUUCGAGAUUUUCUACGAACUGGAUUUUGCUUAAUCUUCAAACCCUAAGGAAGAUAUUGAAAAAACAAACAAUGUCUAGUAAGAAGGAAGAGAAGUCGCAAGCUGCUGCUGAAAGGAUUAAGGCUGCGGCUCUUAGUGCUGCAAAAGGUCUUAGUCGUGCUCAGGCCGAACGAGCAGCUGCGGCUGCUGCUCGGAAUGUUAAUGCUUAUGGGCAGAAGGAAGAAGGGCCUAGCAGAUGGCAGGAGAAAAGGGAAGCAAAGAGGCAGAUGUAUUUGAUGAGUACUGAAAAGGCAGUAAGAUUGGGUGAAAGAAAAGACAUUAAGGGCUCUAUGUCUAGUGCUGGUGGAGCUGCUGCACAAUGCCAGAAAUGUUAUCAGAUGGGACACUGGACCUACGAAUGCAAAAAUGAACGAGUUUACAUAUCUCGUCCAUCUCGAACUCAACAACUUAAAAAUCCAAAGCUGAGGAUGAAGAUGGAAGUCUCAUUGGAGUUGGACAACCCAGAUCCUGGUGAGGAGGAGAAGCCCAAGAAGCAUUCGAAGAACAAAAGUAAAAGAAAGCAUCGGUCCAAUGCAAAAUCCGAUAGCGAUAGUGAGGCCUCUGUGUUUGAGACUGAUAGUGGGUCCUCAUCAGUUACUGAAUCUGAUGAUUCUUCUGAAGAAAGCAGUUCAGAUUACAGUUCUUCAUCCGAAUCAGAGUGCGAAAGGAGUCGAAGAAGGAGAAAGAAGCAGAAGAGGGGGAGAAGAAAGAGGAGGUACAGUUCGUCUUCUGAUUCUUCUGAUUCAGACUCAAGGUCUGAAUCAGAAUCUGAUUCCGAUAAUGAACGUAGUAGGAGGAAGAGCCGACGACACAGCAGAAGACGCUAGUUAAGGUGGAUCGAGUGAAGCAGAUUAGAAUUGUCGAUAAAUCAUGGCAAUUGUAGUCAGUUUAGAGAUUUGUGUUUCAUUCAGUUUCUUGUUUGGGAAGAUCUGAAGUUUGGGGUUUCUUUUUUGAGUUUAGCGACUACUUCCUUUCCUUUGUUCUCAUCUUAUAGCUCUUAUGAAUGUAUAAAUUGUUGUUUAUGCUUUACUUCUAUAACUGUUAUGUUUACAUAUGUUUGUUCUUGAAUAAAUUAAGGUUAAUUGUUAAA